Molecule: messenger RNA, 348 nt
Organism: Miscanthus lutarioriparius
Lineage: Eukaryota; Viridiplantae; Streptophyta; Magnoliopsida; Poales; Poaceae
Source: the annotation of a GenBank genome assembly
AUGAAUGAGCAGAAGACGGCUAGGGAAAAGAAGAACAAAGCUCGACAGGCUCGGCGCAACUGUGCCCAACACCGCAAGGAAGAGUGGCAGCAAUAUCAGUCGGCUUGCCGAGACGUUGAACAACGGUGCUUGGCUACAGAGGCAGCAUAUGAACAAUGUCUACAGGAUGAAGAAGCAGAACGACAGCGCCAAGACCGUGAUGCCGUCAGAGCCCCUGCAUCACGCAACCUUGAGCCUGAGUUCAUGGAAGUAGCUGGCCUUAGGGUCUUCACUAUGCCCUACGCCAACGUUUAUGCCCUGGUAGAAGAGAUGGCAGCCAUAGAAAACCCUACUCGAGAUCAGCAAUGA